AUGAUGCGAGGACAAUCGCAUCUGGUCCGGGCGACGCAAAGGCUGCGACCUCAGUCAACCUCCCACAGCGUCUGCCGACAAUGCCGCGCCAUUCAGAUCAGCGCAGCGCCGAGCAGCGAACCACGAGCCGGCGGGGAUGCCUUUGGGACGACGCUCGAAAGCUCACGCGAUGCAGCUGACGCUCGCUUCGAAGUACUCGGUUCUCCUUACUCGAUGCUCUCGGUCACACUAUCCGCCUCGCAGAAGCUGUACACUCGACGAGGGACUCUUGUUGGCAUGGCCGGCAAACCUGAGAACGCACAAUCGACGCUCUCUCUACUGAACCCUCUCUCACGAGCCCCCUUUGGCGUUCCCUUUCUCUACCAAAAGAUCACGGCUACCACGCCCAUCACCGCCCUCAUCUCGACAACAUCACCGACGACGACCUUUCAAAUUCUUCACCUCGAUGGCACCACCGACUGGAUGGUGUCGCAACGCAACUCCCUUCUCGCCUGGACGGGACAUACUCUGACACUGUCCUCGCGCAUCCAGCACAACCUCUCCAUGGCUCACUGGGGGAGCACGUUCCUGACCGGCCGCGGCGUGGCAGCUCUCGCGGCCCCCGGGCAGGUCUACCAGCUCGACCUGGCCGAGGGCGAGGAGUUCGUGGCGCACCCGGGCAGCGUGGUCGCCUACUCGAUAUCCCGCAACGCACCACAGCCCUUUCGCUUCAAGAGCUCGAGCCUACGGCUGCAGGUCCCCUCCUUGACGAGGUGGCUGCCCGAAUGGGAGUUUAUGCGCACCAUCCGCCAGUCUGGCGCUUACAAGGCCAUGGCGCGGAUCCUCUACAGUCUCCGCACGGUGACACGGAGGACUAUCUGGGGCGAUAGACUCUUUCUGCAGUUCAAGGGGCCCACGCGGGUCAUCAUGUCAAGUCAGGGCGUCAGGGUGGCGGAUGUGCUUUCGGACAAGCAGGUGAACGAGAUUGCCGAUGCGCCUGCUGGUGUCGCGCCUGCGGCCGUUGAGUUAGCGACAAAGCCCGAGGGCGAGGCGAAGCUCCCUCCGCCGCCGACCACGGAGCAGGCGCCGAGUGCGAUACGGGUUGCGGAGGUGCACAAGGACGGCAAGGUGACCUUUGAGGAUAAGAAGGAUCUCAAGGAGUUUGUAUAA
Emericellopsis cladophorae is the source of this 1149-nucleotide messenger RNA. Its product is annotated as mitochondrial protein Fmp26. Gene Ontology annotation, biological process: inner mitochondrial membrane organization. The coding region runs from base 1 to 1149 and encodes 382 amino acids. The transcript is spliced from 3 exons. Lineage: Eukaryota; Fungi; Ascomycota; Sordariomycetes; Hypocreales; Bionectriaceae. Gene Ontology annotation, cellular component: mitochondrial inner membrane. The record is from RefSeq and is a predicted model, not a curated record.